CUCUGGCCUCGCCUUCCUCCGCCCUUAUAAAAUUGCAGCUGUCGCCGCCGUCUUUAGCUGAAGGUUCCUAAUUUCAGAGGAGCGAACAAAGAAGGAAAGUAACCCUAAAUGGCAUCGGAGAAGCGAUGCCUAUACGAGGUUCUCGGCCUACAGAAGGACUGCACGGCUGAUGAGAUUCGCUCUGCUUACAAGCGGCUCGCUCUGCAACGUCACCCCGACAAGCUCGUUCAGUCCGGCUUGUCCCAAGCUGAAGCGACGGCUCAGUUUCAGGAGCUCGCUCAGGCGUACGAAGUUCUCUCGGAUCCCAAAGAGCGCGCCUGGUACGAUUCCCAUCGUUCCCAGAUCAUCUUCUCCGAUCUCAACUCUUCCUCUAACUCGGUUCCCAACUCAAUAAUCCCUAACCUCUUCUCCUACUUCUCAACUUCCGUCUUUUCUGGUUAUUCUGACUCUGGCAAAGGCUUCUACAAAGUCUAUGCGGACCUCUUCAACAGAACUUAUUUAAACGAGAUCAAUUUCGUUAAGAAGCUAGGUUUAGGGUUAGACUCAGUGCGCGAAGCACCGAUCAUGGGGAAUCUCGAUAGCCCUUAUGAACAAGUAACAGCGUUUUAUAACUAUUGGUUAAGGUUUACAACGGUAAUGGAUUUCUGUUGGGUGGACCAAUACGAUGUCAUGGCGGGGCCGAACAGGAAGUCGAGAAGGGUGAUAGAGGAGGAGAACAAAAAGCUGAGGAAGAAGGCCAGGAGGGAAUACAAUGACACUGUGAGAAGUUUGGCGCAAUUUGUGAAGAAGAGGGAUAAGAGAGUGAUCUACAUGGCUGCGAAGAGGAAUGCCGAAAUGGAGAGGAAGAAGGAGGAAGAGAGAGAGAGGAAGAAGAAGAUGGAGAAGGAAAGACUGGAGAGAGCGAGCGCUUAUGAGGAGCCUGAGUGGGCGAGGGUUGAGGAAGAAGAUGACGGAUUGGAAGAAUUUGAGGGAGAUAGUGAUAAGAAGGAGAAUGAGGAUAAAGAAUUGUACUGUGUAGUCUGUGGGAAGAAAUUCAAGAAUGAGAAGCAGUGGAAGAAUCAUGAACAGUCCAAGAAGCACAGGAAGAAGUUGGCAGAUUUGAGGGAGUCAUUUGCUGAUGAAGAUGAAGAAAGCGAAGAAGAAAGAGAAGAAGAAGGUAUAAUGGAUGAGUUUGAGGAGACAAGUGAAAAUGUGGAUGAGUUGAGAGAGAGGUUUAGAGAGGGAUUAGAGAUGGGAGAUGAGGGGGAGGAAAAUGAGGAUAGGAUUGAUCAGAGACUGAUGAGAAGAUAGGUUUAUGACGAGGAAGGAAAUGAUGAGGAUGAUGAAUUGGGUGUUCUCAAGCCCAUGGUAUCUGGGCAUAAGAGUAGGAAGAAGGAUAUGGAUUCAAAGUAUGAAGAUGAGAUUGUGCAGACUCAAGAUGGGAUCGAGAAUGUGAAUGAUGAACUGGAUUUUAUGGAAUAUAAUAACAGGAAGAGCACAAGGAAGAAUCGAGGAAGUAAGAAGGAGAGGGUUAAAAGGAAUAGUGGAGUUGCCACCAAGAGUGAUGUGGAUGGAACUAAGGAACAGAACAAGGAAACUGAAGGCAAUGAAGAUAGGAAAGAGAGGGGUCAAAACAAUAGGGAAGCUGCCGUGAAUCAUGAUGUUAAUGAAAGAAAGUGUCAGAAACAGGAAACAGAAGGGAAUGGCAAUUCACAUUUCACGGAGUCCUCUUUCCAUUCUCCCAUGGACAAUGAGAGUUUUGACAAAAGAACGGAUAAUCAUUCAGGGAGAAAUCACAAGGCUACAGAACAAUCCCUUGGCAGAAAAGAGGCAAGGAAGAAAGAUAUGGAUGCCAAAUCAAAGGGUUCAUCAAAAGGGAAGAAAGUGAAGGGAUCAUCAAAAAAUUCUAGUAAUAUGUGUGAUAGAUGUGGAGAGGAAUUUGAAUCAAGGAACAAAUUACACAAGCAUUUGGCUGACUCAGGUCAUGCUAGUCUGAAAUUCAGGUGAUAAUCCAAUAUUUAUAAUUUCUUGGAAGGAGCAAGUUAUCGUCUUGCGAAUGUCUACUAGAGGUUGGUCUGCAAAAAGGUGCAUGCAUGAAGCAGGCUAAUGGAAAUGAUAAAGAGCAUCUGCAAUUGGGAUGUUAAAAAUUCAUGCACCAUCAAAGUUCUGGUUUGAAGCAGGGAAGCAUGUUGUUGUUGUUAGAUGUGGACCAAACAAUGUCUUUUUGCCAAAAUGAGUGCCAGAUUCAGGCGUGCACCAAAUGAACUCCUCUCACCCCACAAAUUUUGUAUGCUUAGAUAUUCUUUACAGUAUACAAAUAAUACAGGAAUGCUGUGUUCUCAAAAUUUGAGAAAAAUUAAUGUUAUGCUUAUAUGCUGUGAUAGUUGAUGGCAAGUGUGCUGUAAUUUUUUGUCCCUAUUGGGAUUAUGCAUCAAUUUUAAUGUGACAUAUGUUACAAUGUGUAUCUUGCAAUGUUUAUGAAGUGUUGUACGUUACAUCACAAA
Molecule: messenger RNA, 2483 nt
Organism: Carica papaya (papaya)
Lineage: Eukaryota; Viridiplantae; Streptophyta; Magnoliopsida; Brassicales; Caricaceae
Product: DNAJ heat shock N-terminal domain-containing protein
Molecular function (GO): nucleic acid binding; zinc ion binding
Source: RefSeq, a predicted model, not a curated record